Molecule: messenger RNA, 1994 nt
Organism: Rhipicephalus microplus (southern cattle tick)
Lineage: Eukaryota; Metazoa; Arthropoda; Arachnida; Ixodida; Ixodidae
Product: ribonuclease 3
Biological process (GO): siRNA processing; pre-miRNA processing; apoptotic DNA fragmentation
Cellular component (GO): RISC-loading complex; nucleus; cytoplasm
Molecular function (GO): ribonuclease III activity; deoxyribonuclease I activity; RNA binding
Source: RefSeq, a predicted model, not a curated record
GCUGCCACACGCUAAAAGCGAACUUUUGACUCCCCUGCUGCUGGCAGCGUCGUGGAAACACUCCCUUGGUACACCUACUUCCGCCGCCUGCCUUUGAGCAGCUGGUGUCAUCCUCUCCACUUACUCUCCCCGGCCACUCCCUUUCCAACUUUCCAGCGAGUUUCCGAGGUCGCUCGCGGGGUCUGGCGAGCCGGCAGCAACGAGCUCAUUGGCUUUGGCGGCGUCGUUUGCACAGCCCGCGCAGUCGCCAUCGACGACAGACCGUGGGGCUACAUUCUUUCGACUUCCAGAGAGUACAAAAGCGCGCCUCUUCUUGUGGCCUCGGUGUCACGAACCACAAGGCAUAAACGUCCGCCUGACAAUGGAGAACGCUGACGGCUUCGUCGACAUGUCGGACAUCCUUGACGAACUGGAGGGACACGAAUCGACCAAAAUGCUUACCAAGUCUCCAUUGAAAGAAGCACCAAAGCCAACGGCCGGCUCAUCUGCCACGAGCAAGCCGUCUCAGAACGGUUCGAACGCGGGAACUAUUCACCCGCACUUCGUGCUCAAGCCCGAGCUGGUGAUCAAGCUUCAGAUGGAGUACCCGGAAAAGUUCGUCAACGAGAGGCUCGGAGGAUACGAGUUCAAGACAAAGAGCACCCUGCUGCGCGCCCUGCUGCACCGCACGUACAAGCAGAGCAAGCGUCCCAACAACAAGACCUUCUGCGACCCCCUGGACUACGUGGGCGACUACGUGCUCAAGUUCGUCAUCUCGCAGUACCUGCUCGAGCACUGCGCCGUCAAGACCAAGGAGCAGCUGGCGCAGAGGCGCGCCCUGGUCGAGUGCCAGGAGGCGUACGCGCUGCUCGCCGUGCGAAACGGCUUCCACGAGGCCGUCUUCAUCGACGACCGCCGGGACUGGGAGCACCUCAACGAGUACAUCAAGAACGUCAAGGACGUGCAGACACUGAGGCAGCUGAGCGGCGUGGAGAAGCGCCGCUGCUUCAUCCAGAACUUCUUCCAAUCCGUAGCCGGAGCCGUGUACGUGGACAGCGGCUACGACCUGCGCACCGUCGAGCGCGUCUUCUUGCCCAUGCUCAAACCGUUCCUCGACGAGGUGGUCGAAAUGGAGCUCGGAGAUUGAAGCAUCUCUCUAGUCUUACGUCCCUCUUCCCUCUAUGUGUGUGUGUGUGGGGGGAGGGGUCUGAAACGCUGCCUUCGUGACGCGUUUCCUGGUCUCCGCGGUAUACGCGUGCAUUCGGUCAAAGCGUAGCCUUCGAGACCUCAGUACGUUAUCCAGGGCUGUCGCUAAGGCGUGGAUCUCGCCUCUGCCGUUUACUUUACUACCUCUCCGGGCACUCUUGUCGAGUGUUCGGCUUGUCGGAGAAAGAAGUAGGCUAGGAGAGGGCAUUCCGUCACGUAGCUCAACCUUGGCAAGCGGAACUCUCCGUGAAGACAUUUUCUGUUUGUUUUCUUUUCUUUUUUUUCUUUGCAUGCCGUAUCUGCCCUACAAGUGAGCUCUCGCGUAGCAGAAGAUUCUCUGACGUGGCGAUGACGUGUUAGGCCGAUACUUUCAGUUUCAAUCGUGUUGCUUGACGCUUUCUCCGUGUGUUUCUUUACCUCCAUGCUCCUACUCGACCUUGCGCCUCUUUAUUUAGUUUACGUAUUAUACGCAUUUUGAAAUGAUAGUCCAGAAAUGCUGCUCGUACCUGUACACUCCGGUAGCUGCAAUGUACACGCGAUGCCGGAGUGACCCUAUUGCUUCCUUGAUAGUUUUUCGAUCUCGCGAUCUCCUUAUCUGUUAGAUGUGUUAACGUACAUACAUUUUACUUUAGCACUGAUCUUACUCUGAGUGAACCGAGCGCCGUAGCGUGUUCUCCGAGCUUGGUCCACACGAACUGAGAUCAAAACUAUUCCAGAGCUGUGAUGCGCUUGGCUGACGCACAUGCGUGUCACACGUCACGCCAAGUUUUUUUUUUUGUAUCGAAUAAAAAAAUGAAGUUUACCUCCGG